Molecule: messenger RNA, 717 nt
Organism: Pichia kudriavzevii
Lineage: Eukaryota; Fungi; Ascomycota; Pichiomycetes; Pichiales; Pichiaceae
Exons: 1
Coding region: 1-717 (238 amino acids)
Biological process (GO): DNA replication; DNA strand elongation involved in mitotic DNA replication
Cellular component (GO): GINS complex
Source: RefSeq, a predicted model, not a curated record
AUGUAUGGAGACCUGGGAAUAAAGCUGGUUCUGGCGGCAAAGAGAGCCGAAAGUCUUGAGGUAAUACCGACUUAUGAAGCAGAUUUGAUUCAAUCUGUUCUUAAUGAGAACAAAGAGUUGCAAAGACAAAUUGAUGGAAUAAACGAAUAUCCUGUACUGUCUACUCAAACGGAGACUGUCGGAGGGAUGGAAUCCUCCAUGCCUUCUUCUGCUUUAAAUACUCCUGCUAGAAUUGUCGAUAGUAGUUUUUUUUCAUCAUCUGCUAACAAUACACCUGGACGAACUUCCCAGCACCCUGCAAGGGUGCAAGAAAUCCUGACGAAUUUACCAGAAUUUAUAAGGCAAAUGAUAAUAGACAGAAACAAGCGCUGUCUUAUAGCUUAUGAGAUGGCCAGGCUGAAAAAAAUAGAUGAGUUGGUCUGGAACAAUGUUGAAGUCACUGCUGAACAAAUGGCUGAUUUAUCACACAAUGAAAGGGUAUAUCUGGAGAAGUAUAUGUCUUUGGUCAGUGGUGUGAAGAGUGUCAUGCCAGAGAUUGAUUUGGGUGGUGAAUUGGAACCUCCUCAUGAGGUAUUUAUUGAUGUCAGGGUGUUGAAGGAUGCCGGUGAGAUUGUCACAGAGUAUGGUGUCUUCAAUUUGACCAAGGAUUCCCAAUUUUUCGUUCGCAGAGUCGAUGUUGAGAGGCUAAUACAGCAGGGCUAUUUGAAAGAAAUUUAA